AUGGCCAUGGCGCUCAGCCCCCCCGGGCGGGAGGCGGCAGGGACCGGGGGAUGGCAACGGGGCGGGAGGGCGACCGAGCCCGGGGGGCUGCGGCUUCACUCGCCAUGGACCUUCUGGCUGGACAAGUCACUCCCUGGGACGACAGCAGCUGAAUGUGCCUCAAACUUGAAGAAGAUUUAUACAGUGCAGACAGUGCAGGAUUUCUGGAGUGUCUACAACAAUAUUCCUCCUGUGACAAAUCUGCCUCUGAGGUGUAGCUACCACCUGAUGCGGGGAGAGAGGCGGCCGCUGUGGGAAGAAGAAAGCAAUGCCAAAGGAGGUAUAUGGAAAAUGAAGGUCCCUAAAGAUAGCACGGCUGCAGUUUGGAAGGAGCUACUGUUAGCAACUAUUGGAGAGCAGUUUGCAGGCUGUUGUGCUGCAGAUGAUGAAGUCAUAGGGGUGAGCAUCAGCGUUCGUGAGUGUGAAGAUGCUGUGCAAGUCUGGAAUGUGAAUGCCUCCUUAGCAAGUGAAGCCAAAGUUUUAGAAAAGAUCCAGCAACUUCUGCCACACACACCUUUUAAAGCAGUCUUUUAUAAAUCACACAGAGAACGUCAUGCUUUUGAAGGCCAACUGGGGAGAUGCUGA
Molecule: messenger RNA, 624 nt
Organism: Calypte anna (Anna's hummingbird)
Lineage: Eukaryota; Metazoa; Chordata; Aves; Apodiformes; Trochilidae
Gene: EIF4E3
Product: eukaryotic translation initiation factor 4E family member 3
Exons: 7
Coding region: 1-624 (207 amino acids)
Biological process (GO): translational initiation
Cellular component (GO): eukaryotic translation initiation factor 4F complex
Molecular function (GO): translation initiation factor activity; RNA 7-methylguanosine cap binding
Source: RefSeq, a predicted model, not a curated record